AUGAGGUUUACCUGGGUGAGAUUGUUCACUCUAAACUGCCUAUUCCAGGCUGGGCAGGGAAGUCCGGUCCACUCAAAGGAUGAGUACCACCUGAAGCCAUUCCAUAUCGACCUUUCGUCGAAGGUGCCUCGAAUGCUUGACCAGAUCCGACGCACUGAGUUGCCUGAGAAGCCCAUCUACGUCAACACGGGGACCGCGCAGGGAAUCAGCCUGAGCGAUCUCAAGUCGUUCCGAAACCAAUGGCUCACCCGCUUCGACUGGAAGCACGAGCAAAAAGAGCUGAAUGAAUUCAACCACUACACAGCCCAAAUCGAAGGCCUAGAGAUCCACUUUAUCCACGCAAAGAGCAAAGCACCAGAUGCCAUCCCUCUCCUCCUCCUCCACGGCUGGCCGGGCUCAUUCCUCGAAUUCGUCCCGAUAAUCAACAAGCUCACCGAGAAGGCCACCACAGCAGCCGGGAAGAAGGUCUCCUUCGACGUCAUCGUGCCCUCCCUCCCGGGUUACGCUUUCUCCUCCGUUCCGCCGGUCAAAUGGACAAUCGCUGACACUGCCCGUGUGUUCGAUACCCUCAUAACAAAGGUCCUCGGCUACGACACGUACGCGACGUUUGGGACGGAUUGGGGUGCCGGCGUCGCGUACAGUUUGUACGGCCAGUUCAACACCACUGUUCGCGCAGCGCAUCUCGCCUUUUUGCCCUUCGCUCCUUUGAGUUCGGAACAGCUGGCCGCGGAGAACAUCACUCUCUCGCCCCUGGAGGAAUACGAGCAGGCGAAUGCAGAGGAGUGGACGCGUUCCGGGGAGGGGUAUUUUGUUGAGCAGACUACGAAACCCAACACAAUUGGCCUCGCACUCCACGAUAAUCCCGUCGGGCAGCUCGCCUGGAUUGGCGAGAAAUUUCUCAACUGGUCCGACCCCAACGCUGGCCACGCGCCUUCAACCCUCACCCACAACGAAAUCCUCCGCAGCGUCUCGCUGUACUACCUAACCGAAUCUUUCGCUUCGUCCGUGCUCACCUACGCCCAGAACCCCAAUGGUUUUGCGACGGUAUAUACGAAGGCCAACACCGAUGCGCCGCUGCUCUUCAGUGCGUUCAAGUAUAAUGUUGGAUUCUGGCCGCCGGCUGUCGUUGCCAAAGUGGGGAAUUUGGUGAAGUAUACUAAUCAUGAGUCCGGCGGCCAUUUCCCUGGCAUUGAUAAUCCACCUGCUCUUCUGGCAGAUCUGCGCGAGAUUGCGAGCUAUUGGAAGGAUUAGGAUUCUUGGAGAGGAUAAUAUACAGGGUAUUAUUCAAUAAAGGGUGGCUAUGGCCUGGCUUAAGAGGGGGCCUCACCUACUGAAGGC
Molecule: messenger RNA, 1338 nt
Organism: Aspergillus calidoustus
Lineage: Eukaryota; Fungi; Ascomycota; Eurotiomycetes; Eurotiales; Aspergillaceae
Source: the annotation of a GenBank genome assembly